GAUGGGUUGAAGCAGGCAAAUUCUGUCGCUGAGCCAGUGCUGAUUGCCUUCGGUUCGGACACCGGCGUCACUGAGCAGGUGGCCAAGAAGUUUGCAGGACUUUGUGCCGAACGCGGUGUCCAGGUUCGCCGCACGUGCGACCUUGAUGAGAUCAGCGACAUGGAGGAGCUCAAGGCUGCCGCGAUUGGUGCGACCAUGGUCGUGAUGUGCUCUACCUGCGGACACGGCGACUUCCCGCAGAACGCCGGACUCUUCUGGAGCAGCCUGUCGUCGACGACUCUGGCGCCCAAG
Symbiodinium sp. CCMP2456 is the source of this 291-nucleotide messenger RNA. NCBI's taxonomy places the organism in Eukaryota, Dinophyceae, Suessiales, Symbiodiniaceae. The record is from the annotation of a GenBank genome assembly.